AUGAUUUCGAAAGUUCUCAGUAAACAGGAUGUGCUAUCAGAAAAAGUUGGACAAUUGACCGAUUUGUCACUUCAAAAGCCACUUAUUCGUUUAAAUAGUGAACGGUUUAAAUAUUAUGUUACAUCACAACCAAGAAAUUAUUCAGUUUUUGUUAUGUUGACAGCAUUAGCUCCAGCACGAAAAUGUGCUAUUUGCCAAGAUGCACAUAAUGAAUAUGAAUUAGUUGCACGAAGUUAUCGUUAUUCAAAUGCAUUCUCAAAGAGUGUUUUUUUUGCUAUGGUUGAUUUUGAUGAUGCAUCUGAUAUAUUUCAAUCUUUAAAAUUAAAUUCAGCACCUGUAUUUAUUCAUUUUCCACCUAAAACGAGUCCCAAAAAAAGUGAUUAUAUGGAUAUUCAUCGUAGGGAAUUCUCUGCUGAACAAGUAGCAAAAUGGGUCUAUGAACGUGCUGAUAUUCGAAUUCAACUGAUUCGUCCACCAAAUUAUGCUCAAUUUUUGCCUAUAGUAUUAAUUAUAACAGCGAUACUUCUUCUUUUUUACAUCAAACGAGAAACGCCCAAGAUUUUUUAUAGCCCUAUAAUAUGGGGAAUAAUUACUGUCGGUCUCGUUUGUUACUAUAUUUCUGGACAAACAUGGAAUCGUAUUAACAAACCACCAUUUACAUCUCAACGUAAAACUGAUAUGGGAUUAUUCGCAAACGACUCAAAUAUGCAAUAUGUAGCCGAAACAUACAUAUAUCUUUUUCCACAUUUUGGAGUUUCAAUUGGUAUUAUACUAUUAAAUGAAGCACCCAAUGUUAAGUCCCGUAGGGGAAUACGAAAAAGCAUUAUGGCAUUUAUUGGUCUUGUAACAGUCGUCAUGUUGUUCAGUUUGAUACUUUCCAUUUUUCGAUCAAAAUAUCAAGGUUACCCAUAUAGCUUUUUAAUUAAAUAA
Molecule: messenger RNA, 930 nt
Organism: Rotaria socialis
Lineage: Eukaryota; Metazoa; Rotifera; Eurotatoria; Philodinida; Philodinidae
Source: the annotation of a GenBank genome assembly